This is a messenger RNA of Camelina sativa (false flax), 3297 nucleotides long. Its product is annotated as putative disease resistance protein At1g58390. The record is from RefSeq and is a predicted model, not a curated record. NCBI's taxonomy places the organism in Eukaryota, Viridiplantae, Streptophyta, Magnoliopsida, Brassicales, Brassicaceae. Gene Ontology annotation, biological process: defense response to other organism. Gene Ontology annotation, molecular function: ADP binding.
GUUUAUAAUUAUUAAGUGUGUUAAAAGAAGGACAAUUUUCACAUAUUGCAUAAAAAUAAGUUUUGGUUUUAAAUUUAGCUAAUCAUUUCUAAAAUACUAAAAAUACUAAAAUAGCAUCAUGGUUUUAAUCUUAUACCUUAAAUUCUAAUCCAUAUCUCUUCAAAAUUAUACUCUAAAUGUAAAAUAUAAAAUUCAAACAAAAAAAAUAUAGAUAAUUAUUGGAAAUGGUGUAAGUUUUUUUCGGCACAAUGACGGAUGGAGUAAGGGUUACAGGAAAAUAGACAUGAGAAACAGUUAUGGCGGCAGAAGCCAUAGUUGGGGAACUUACGUCUUUUGGUUUACAAAAGCUUUGGGACCUACUAAGCCAAGAACGCGAGCUAUUUCAGGGAAUUAACGAUCAAGCAGUAACUAAGCUAAAAAGUGAUCUAACCUUGUUAAGCUCUUUUCUGAAAGAUGCAGAUGCAAAGAAGCAUACAUCUGCGGUGGUGAGAACUUGUGUUGAAGAAAUACAGGAAAUUAUUAAUGACGCGGAAGAUAUAAUUGAAACAUAUCUUCUUAAGGAAAAACUUGGAAAAGCAGGCACUAGGAAUCGUAUCAAAAGACUUGCUUUCAGUAUUCCAGAUCGCAGGCGAUAUGCACUAGAAAUUCGAGGCAUACUUACAAGGAUCUCCGAGGUUACAAGUAAAAUGCGGAGCUAUGGUGUAGAACAAAUAACCGUGCAGCUUAUUGCUGGUGGAGGGUGUAUUCCGCAGCGUCAACGUGGUAUACAAACAUUUCCUAACGACCAUGAAAGCGAUUUUGUGGGAUUGGAGGCAAACGUUAAGAAAUUGGUUGAACAUUUAGUGGAGAAAGAUGACAUUCAAAUUGUUUCUGUUACCGGGAUGGGUGGUCUUGGUAAAACAACCAUUGCUAGACAAGUUUUUAAUCAUGAGGAUGUAAAUAAUCAGUUUGAAAGACUCGCAUGGGUGUGUGUCUCACAGGAGUUUACCCGAAUAUCUGUGUGGCAAACGAUCAUGCAGAAUCUCACAUCUAAAGAAAGGAAAGAUGAAAUACAGAAGAUGAACGAAGCUGAACUCCAGGAUGAACUCUUUUCAUUGCUGGAAAAAUACAAAUCACUAAUUGUCUUUGAUGACAUAUGGAAAAGAGAAGAUUGGGACGAAAUCAAGCCAAUUUUUCCACCCAAAAAAGGUUGGAAGGUGCUACUUACUUCUCGAAAUGAUAGUGUCGCAAUGCAACACGCAACACAUUUCAAAUUUAAACCAGAAUUCCUAACUGAUCAAGACAGUUGGACACUUUUCGAAAGAAAAGCAAUGCCAAGAAAAGAUGAUCCUGAAUAUAAGGAUUAUGAGAAGUGGGGUAAGGAAAUGGUCAAACAUUGUAAAGGACUACCAUUGGCUGUCAAAGCGUUAGGAGGUUUGUUAAAUGAAGUAAAAAGAGUGGAUUAUUGGGAAGGAUUAUCUACAAAUAUUGGAUCUGAUAACGUGAUUGGAAGAACCAUCGCCCACGAAAAUUCUAUAGACCGUGUAUUCUCUUUGAGCUUCGAAGAGUUGCCUGGUUAUUUGAAGCAUUGUUUCCUUUAUCUUGCUCAUUUUCCAGAAGAUUAUGAAAUAAAUGUAGGGCAUUUGGCCUACUACUGGGCUGCAGAAGGCAUACCACGACAUGGAGAAACCAUUAGACAGGUCGCAUAUGGAUAUAUAGAAGAAUUGGUGAAGAGAAACAUGGUUAUUUCUGAGAGAGACGCUAUAACUUCAAGAUUUGAAACAUGUCAGUUGCAUGAUGUGAUGAGAGAUCUUUCUCUACGUAAAGCUGAAGAAGAGAACUUUGUACACAUUGUUGAGAUAAGUUCCUCCACUGCGACCUCCCAAUCUCCUUGUAAAUCUCGCCGAAUCGCAGUACAUUGGCUUUAUGAUGAAAAAUGUCUUCGGGAAGGGGAGAUUUUAAAUCAAAAACUUAGAUCUCUCUUGUUUAUCAACAAGGAUCCACUCACGUGGUCAAAGUGGAUGGCAUCAGGUAUGUUCUUUACAAAGCUACGGGUUUUAGAUCUCUCUAAUGCGGAGUUUAAAGGAGAGAAGUUACCCUCUAGCAUUGGGAAGCUUAUACACUUGAGAUAUUUGAGUUUAUAUCGGGCAAAUGUAUCUCAUCUACCGUCUUCUAUGCGUAACCUGAACCUACUGCUCUAUUUAAACCUAUAUGUCCUUGGGGAAUCUCCAAUCUACAUCCCCAGUUUAUUUCAAGAGAUGCGAGAGUUGGCAUACCUCUGUCUUCCGGAGCCGAUGCAUGAUAAAACAAAGUUGGAAUUGGGUAAUCUAAUCAACCUAGAGACAUUGAAGAAUUUCUCAACAAAGCAUGGUAGUGUGAAGGAUCUUCAACGAAUGACACGGCUCGAGACUCUGUCAAUCUCAUUCACUGGCGAUGGGUAUACGAUGGAAACUCUAUCCUCAGCUCUAAGUGAAAUGAAACAAUUGGAAAAUCUUACUAUAGAUGGGACAGGGGAUCAUGCUCCCAAGAAUGAUGAAGAAGGAUUUGCUUUGGAUUGCGAUCAUCUCAAAACGCUGGACUUGACUAUAUAUAUGCCAAAGUUACAACACUUCCCUUCUCACCUGGUAACCAUAACUCUAAGUUAUUGCCGUUUGGUGGAUGAUCCAAUGCCCAUUCUAGAGAAAUUGGUUCAGUUGAAAGUGGUUCUUUUUUUGAUUGAACCUUUUUGUGGGAAGAGAAUGGUUUGCUCGAGCGGCGGGUUUCCAAAAUUGCAGGAGCUAGUAUUAUUUGGACUAGACGAAUGGGAAGAGUGGAUAGUAGAAGAAGGCUCCAUGCCCCUUCUUUAUUCUCUGCGUAUUUUGGUUUGUCCAAAAUUAAAGGAGCUUCCUGAUGGGCUGCGAUUCCUCUAUUCCUUGGAAGAUCUGACUAUGGGCAAGAAAAAAUGGGAGGAGAGAUGUUCGAAAGGAGGAGAAGAUUAUUACAAAGUCAAACACAUCCCUUCUGUUGAAUUCAGCGAUUAAAUGUACACAGGAAAGUGAAAUAUACAUGAAGAGGUGCAGAUUAUGUGUUUGAUCUCCUGCACUGUUUUGGUCAGUGAGCUUCUUCUCAAGAGAGACAGAGAGAGAGGGUUUUCACAUAUCAUAUCUAUCCAUUACUUUGUUACUUUGUCAUUCUUCAAUUAGUACAAUUAUCUUUGUGUUUUUCUUUUACUUGUCUGUUAUCAAGUGACUCGGCUUGACUGCUACAAUCUUUUUAUCUCUGUUUAUAACUUUGUAAUUUUAUAACUUUGAACUUUUUGAUUUACUAUUUUCUUGCAAA